This is a messenger RNA of Aspergillus thermomutatus, 1956 nucleotides long. RefSeq lists its product as uncharacterized. The transcript is spliced from 2 exons. The record is from RefSeq and is a predicted model, not a curated record. The coding region runs from base 1 to 1956 and encodes 651 amino acids. NCBI's taxonomy places the organism in Eukaryota, Fungi, Ascomycota, Eurotiomycetes, Eurotiales, Aspergillaceae. Gene Ontology annotation, molecular function: protein binding.
AUGACAUCUGUCACUGCCGGUUUCCCUGUAGGAGGAGCUCAGGGCUCGAAAGCUUCAUUACAAGACGCUCCAGGGCGAUCAUACGAUGAUGGCAUGUACCAUCUUGGUAAUGCUCGACCGGUAGUCGUUGCAGAUCCUCUCAGUGAACUCAGUAAUGCAGAGACGAAGCCAAUCGCAACCGCAGACGCAACCCCAAACCUGCUUGCCGCGCAGGGAUGGACCGAACCUGGAAUGCUUCGUGGACCAACAACAGACACCACGGUGGACAUGGAACCGGCGGCUGUAAAACCCGCCGUUCUUCCUGCGGAUCCGCCGCUGGAUCUGCGAAAAGGGCAUUUCGACGAGCCGCUUCGAAUUGUUGCCAGUAUGUCCACCUCGACGACCGCGUCUUCAUCAACCACAUCCUCGACCAGCUCUUUCACCUCGAUGAUCAGCACCACCCUGCAUACCACCUCAAUACCGACCACCACGCAGGCUCCGUCUACCACCCGCGUCUCCCAUCCCACCUCCACCCCAGCCUCCGCGGCCACUCACGCGGGCACGUUGACUCGCGGCGCCCAAGCCGGCGUUGUCAUCUCGGUUCUGAGCCUCGCAGCCAUCCUGAUCGGGGUGAUCUUCUGGCGGCUGCAUCGCAAGAAGCGGGCUCUGCAGAUGUCCAUCCGAGGGGAGAAGCUCCCUCCCCCGCCGGAGAAGCCGAAUCCGGUGUACCGAUUCGCGUCAAAUCUCUACACAAGCAGCACAUCGACGCUGGUCAACGUAGCGGAGAUGUUCAAGGCGUCCAACCGGGACAAAGUACCGUCCAUCAACGACGGAAGCAGCAGCAUAUACUCGACCAACCAGACACAAAGCAAUCUGUUCACCUCGUACCGGGCCCAGCUCUGGAAGCAUCGCGCGCACACCGCGGCGAGUCGCGCGCGCCUGGCCAGUUCCUCGACGGUGCACCUCAUCGCGGACAAGGCCAGGUCAUUACGAGGCAAAAAACCGACCCCCGACAGGCGGAGCCGCUGUUCGCACGGCUAUGCCUUUGCGCAGGAGUUCCAGCACGUGCCCCCACCGCAGCCGACGCGUCUGCAAAAGAUUGUCACCGAUCUGUGCGCUAAUGGGUCCUCGACGGUCCGAACCGUGACGGCGAGGUUCAAGGCGCAGGCUCAGCCGCAGCCAAAAGACAACGCGUCCUCGAUGUGGAGCACCAUGAGCAGUCGCAACCCGUACUCGGGAGACUACGAUGCGCACCAGUUUCAGCCUCCUCCAUGCAACAUCAGCGAUAGUCUGGACCUCGUCAAGGUGCGGAGUGUCUCCUCUGGCACUGUCGCCAUGAGCAACCCCGCGGAGAUCAGCGUCGACGCGCUGGCGGGACGUAUCUCGGGCGAAGGAGAGCACCCCCACCAGGAGGCUGCCCGGGAAUCAAGCCCCUCGCCGUCGCAGUCCACCACAGCUCCAUCCCAAACGCCGCGCCAGCGGCAGUCACCGCCGCCGCCCGAGUUCGCGAGGGAGGCAAGCCCCGCGGAGUCUGGGCGAGCCCCGUCGCACACGCAGCUGGAGGUGCCGUCGGUGAAACUGUGGACAAAGCAGGUGUACCGGGUCGAAAUGGACUUUGCACCCCGCAGCGACGGCCAUCUGCACGUCAGCGACGGCCAGAUGGUUCUCCUCGAGCAGAUCUUCGAUGAUGGAUGGGCACUGUGCACCCUGACCGAAACCGAAACGCAAGGCCUCAUCCCGCGCGCCUGUCUCUCCACCUGGCCGAUCAAGGAACGCCGCCAGUAUGCGUCCAGCAGCACCGCCUCGGAGCGGACCCCGAGCAGCGCGACGGGCGCCUCUCCCACAGACUCAACAUCCCUCCGGUUCUACCGGCAACACUCCCGACCGGGGACUCCAAAGCCAGGCCCCGAGUCCAACCCGCCGAGCGUGAAGAAGCAGUCGAUCUCGCCUUCGCUGUCGACCGUCUUCCGCCCAUAG